This is a messenger RNA of Lytechinus variegatus (green sea urchin), 2530 nucleotides long. It is a transcript of the gene uchl5, whose product is annotated as ubiquitin carboxyl-terminal hydrolase isozyme L5-like. The transcript has 11 exons. Gene Ontology annotation, biological process: ubiquitin-dependent protein catabolic process; protein deubiquitination. Gene Ontology annotation, cellular component: cytoplasm. Bases 34 to 1065 code for a protein of 343 amino acids. The record is from RefSeq and is a predicted model, not a curated record. Lineage: Eukaryota; Metazoa; Echinodermata; Echinoidea; Temnopleuroida; Toxopneustidae. Gene Ontology annotation, molecular function: cysteine-type deubiquitinase activity.
UUUAGGCAAUUAUUCGAUGUCAAUUUGCAAAUCAUGGCGGGUGCUUCGGCUGGAGAUUGGUGUCUUAUCGAGAGUGAUCCGGGUGUAUUUACUGAGCUCAUAAGAGGCUUCGGUGUUGGUGGAAUGCAAGUUGAAGAAAUAUGGACUCUAGAUGAUGAAGCUGCCCUGGAAAAACUCAAACCAGUUCAUGGACUGAUAUUCUUAUUCAAGUGGCAACCUGGAAUGGAGUCCACAGGAACGAUCGUCCAGGACAGCAGAUUAGAUGACAUUUUCUUUGCCAAACAGGUAAUCAACAAUGCAUGUGCUACACAGGCCAUUCUGAGUGUUCUCAUGAACUGUCAUCAUGGUGAUAUCACCCUUGGCAACCAACUUAAGGAAUUCAAAGAGUUCACUUCAUCAUUUGACCCCACAAUGAAAGGCCUUACCAUAAGUAAUUCUGAGGUCAUCAAACAAGUUCACAACAGCUUUGCAAGACAACAGAUGUUUGAGUUUGAUUCAAGAUUAGCCAACAAGGAUGAUGAUGUUUACCACUUUGUAAGUUACAUGCCGAUCCUGGGAAGAUUAUAUGAACUGGACGGACUUAAGGAUGGCCCAGUAGAUCUUGGACAAGUAGAUGAAGGAGAUUGGUUGAAGACUGUGAAACCUGUCAUCGAAGAAAGAAUACGCAAGUAUAGUGCCAAUGAGAUCCACUUCAAUCUGAUGGCUCUAAUCACAGAUAGAAGGAUGAUAUAUGAAAAGGAAACCAGCAGAUUACAAGAUCAACUCAAGGCUUUACAAAGUCAGGAGGAAUUGAUGGACACUGACCAAUCAGGGCCUUUGUCUGCUGAUGCCAUCCAAUCAGAACUGAGCAGGUAUCAGCUGUUGCAAGAAGAAGAGGAUAGAAAAAUCAAGAGAUUUAAAGUAGAAAACGUAAGACGAAAGCACAACUACCUUCCACUUAUUAUGGAGCUCCUCAAGAUCUUGGCAAGCAAAGGAGAGUUGGUUCCUUUGGUUAAAGAGGCAAAAGAGAAGGCUCUUGCAAAACAGGAAAAGGAGAAGCAGAAGAAAGCAACAGAAGCAAGAUAGAAAUAGAGACUUGACUUUGUUUAGUAAAUUCACAUUAAUUAAUAUUAAAAAAUGACAGUCGACAAGAAAUGUCAACUCUCAGUGGCCUUUCAUUCACCAAAGUUACAAAAAAUCUAUGACCCUACCCUCCAAAUGAAAAUAAAACUAAAUGAAUUAGUAAAUAUAUGAAAAAUAUCAAAAUAAAAAAAAGGCUUCCCCAAAUCUUCACAUGCAUGAUAUGUGUGUGGAUUUUUCAAAAUUAUGAAGUUUUUCAUCGUGAAAUUCAUGAAAAAGGGUUUUUACCCAACAAGUUUGUUUUUCUGAAUGACUAAAUUCAUCCAAACUAAAGAGAUCAUUCAUUACUUUGAAUGUCAACAUCCUUGCAAGUAUUGUUACUUGAUCUUUGUUUUGUGUGUCACACAGUAGAGCUGUGUUUUACCCAAGUAUGAGGGAGUGAGAGUGUGGAGGUAGUUUACAUUUAUUUAAAGUGUAACUAUUUUUAUCCCAGAUGUCCAAAUAAAGUAUACCUGUUUUUGUAUAUGUCAGUUAAAAGAAGACUUUCUAUCAGUCAGUCAAGUCUUCUUUUUAUUGUAAAAAUAGCUUUGUUGUGAGAACAAAGGUUGUAUUAUUUAUUCCAUUUCACCCCUCAUAUUCAUCAUUUGUUUGUUCUUUGGUGCAAAUAGCUGCCUUAAGAAACAAUUGAAUUUCAAGGUGUAAAAUUGUGUAUUUAAAAUCACUGAUUACAUUUGAUCAAGAAAAAGUGUGAAGAAUUAUUGAGCCUGUCUCUCAAAUAAGUCAAGUAACCACUGCAUUUGGUUUCUGAUAAUUUGUAUAAGCAGUGAAUCUAAAGGCUGUCUAAAUCAACCAAUCGGAUUAAGUCUCUUAAAUGUCAAUGAUUGCUUCUGCCAAUCACAGUAAGUCUCUUAAACGCCACUUUAUUGCCUGAAAGAAUGAAAGGUAAACACAUCUUAAAAAUACAUAAAUUAAUUAAGUUCAUUGUUGUUUCAUAUUUAAUCUUUAAAAGUAUGAAACCAUUCUUUGUAUUACAAGUGUCUGAAACAUUCCAAAUAGUCAAAUGUGGAAUUUUAUCAUUUUGAUAAUUUUCAUUGUAUCACAUGACUCGACUUGAGAGUAGAAAGCAUGUGCAAGCUUUUUCUUUUUUCAUUUGAGAAAAAAAAAUGUAAUCAUAUUGAUAUUUUCUUCCCUCUUUGACAUAUUGGCAUUUGAAUAAAUUCAGAUGUUAGAUUUGAAGAUUCUCAUAGCCUGUCCAAACCUAAAACAAAAUCAUUACAGAAUUAAAGAGUGAAUGGGUGAUAUGAUUUAGGUUGAUUUUCUCCGAUGUGUAUUUAUUGCAAAUUUGAGCAAUGAUCAAAUACAUACAAAACAUUUGUGACUGUUUUUGUUAAAAAUUCAUUGUAAAAUCUGUUUGAUGAUGGGUGUUGAAUUUCUGCUUAACAUUACCAAAGUAAUUAAAUGAUAUUGGAAA